AUGUUUCGCGCCCGCCGCUACCGCGUCUUGCUCGUCUUCGCCGCGGUUUUCGUCCUCACGACCCUCCAUUUCGCCCGAUCGCGCGAUUGGAAACAGACCGCCGUCAUCGAGACCCCGGCUGGCGAUCAUUCGUCACAAUCACCUCCACCUCCGCAAGUUCCGGCACAGGAUAACAGCAAGUCUCCAUCACCCCCGAAUAGCAAUUCCCCUGGGUAUCCGCCGCAAAAUGACUUCAAGUCGCCUGUUGGACCGGGUAGUGCGAAGAACGAUAAGAAUAAGGAACCUGGAUUGUCACAUGGGUCCGGGUCUGGGUCUGGAUCUGGGUCUACUGCCUCUACCGAUGCUUCACUGAAGUCUCCGGGCAGCGGUAGCUCGGAUAGCUCAAAUGAGAAGAAGCCUGGGAGCAGCAGUAACCAAUCGCCUACAAUUAUAGGGGAUGCAUCGGACGAAUUCCCCGAGGAAAUCGAUCACGGCGGUACCGGCAGAUUGUCCGUUCAUAAGCACCCCAACGGCCCUGCAGCGCACUGGGUCAAGACACCCGAGCGAUUCCCCAUUGCACAAGGUGAACUGAUCCAACUCCCCAAGGAUAUGUCAAAAGCCAUGCCCAAGCUUCAGGCCAAGCCCAAGGAUGAGACCAGCGCGGACAAGCAGGAGCGACUGCAGCGAUUGAGCACUAUUAAGGCCGAGUUCAAGCACGCUUGGGCCGGAUAUAAACAAGUGGCAAUGGGACAUGAUGAAAUCAAACCUCUCUCCGAGAGUUUCGACGAUCCGUUCAAUGGUUGGGGUGCGACGCUGGUUGAUUCGCUGGAUACCCUGUGGAUUAUGGACUUGAAGGAUGAGUUCUCGGAGGCUAUAGAUGAGGUUAAGAAGAUUGACUUUACUACCUCUCCACGGGAGGAUAUCCCCGUGUUUGAGACUGUGAUCCGCUACCUGGGAGGACUUCUCGGUGCUUAUGAUAUUUCGGGGCAGAAAUACGAGGUGCUGUUGGAGAAAGCUGAGCAGUUAGCCGAGGUUCUAAUUGGCGCCUUUGACACGCCGAACCGCAUGCCUGUCCUAUACUAUCGCUGGACUCCUGCUCAUACUAAGCGCCCUCAUCGGGCGUCAUCCAAGGCCACCCUGGCCGAGCUUGGAUCCCUCUCGUUGGAAUUCACCCGCUUGGCCCAAUUGACCAAACAAGACAAGUACUACGAUGCAAUUGCGCGUAUUACCAACCGCCUCGAGGAAUUCCAGGAUUCGACGAGUGUCCCAGGCCUGUGGCCUGUGCGAGUGAAUGCACAAGGCUGCGCCAAGUACAGACCCAGUCGGGAUGCUGGCAAGCCUAUUGAAGACGAUUAUGAAGAGUUUGUCGCGACAAAUACUUCAUCUUCAGGUGUGGCUACGCCUACGUCUUCGCGCGCCCGCAAGCCGUACGCUGCCCCGACUGAUAUCGACAGCUAUAUCCGCUUGAUUCAGCGUCAGACCGACAUCGACCUCUCGGAAGCAGAACUUGCGCCAUACAACCGCGGUGGCAACAGCGCUAGCAGUGCGAGCAGUACCAGCAGUGAUAGUUCUAGCAAGGCUACCUCUGAGGACUCGACCUCCGUUACUGAGAAAUGCGACGGCGGACUAGAGCUCCCUCUGUCACUCCGUGAUAACAGGUACGGUCUUGGUGGAUUGGCUGAUUCUACCUACGAAUAUCUGCCCAAGGAGUACCUCAUCCUAGGCGGUGCGAACGACCAGUACAAGAAGAUGUAUAAGAAGGCAAUGGACGCUGCUCGCAAGAACCUUGUUUUCAGACCCAUGGUUAAGGGCGAGCGGGACCUCCGCUUCAUGGCGUCUACCAGUUCGCUUGACCCCACGAAGCCCGGUGUUCUUUCCUCUACCGAUCUUGAAUACGAGAGCACCCACCUCAGCUGUUUCCUCGGCGGUAUGGUUGCCAUGGGCGGAAAGGCAUUCGGCAUCGAGAGCGACCUUGAACUGGCUGCCAAGCUGACGGAUGGCUGUGUUUGGGCGUACGAGUCGACCAACACCGGAAUCAUGCCUGAGCGAUUCCGCCUGUUGCCCUGCAGCAAGGACAAGUCUUGCGAGUGGGAUGAGAAGCUCUACCAGGCCGAUGUCAAGAAAUACUCGCACGUGUUGGACUCGGAGGCCGAAGCGCGAUUCCGCACUGGCGAGAGCACCUACGGUCAGCGAGUGAAGAUGAAUACCGAUUUCAAGCCCCAAGAGCUCGGCGAGAACGGCGUUGCUGUGCCACUGCCCAUGCCUGGCUCCAUGAAUCCGCAUGACAAUAACGCUGCCUACAACAAGCGUGAUGCCGUCACUGCCGGACGGGGCGCAGCAGUCCCUGCCUCCAACCGCGAGGCGCCCCGCCCAGCAUUCGUAUCGCAGUCUGAGGGCAAUGAGAUCAAUGACCGUUUGCCUUCAGGUAUGACCCACAUCUCGGCGCCAGAGUACUUCCUCCGCCCUGAGGCUAUCGAGUCCGUCUUCAUCAUGUACCGAUUGACUGGCGACGAUACCUGGCGGCGGAAGGGGUGGAAGAUGUUCGAGACAAUCAUCAAGUAUACGCGGACAACCGUGGCGCACGCUGGCAUUAAGGAUGUCACGGCGCCAAAGCCCGCGCAGAAGGAUGCGAUGGAAUCCUUCUGGACAGCGGAAACGCUCAAGUACUUUUACCUUCUGUUCAGCGAUCCCAGUGUAGUGGAUCUGGAUAAAUAUGUGCUAAACACCGAAGCGCAUCCCUUACUACGCCCAGUUUCAUGA
Penicillium subrubescens is the source of this 2739-nucleotide messenger RNA. RefSeq names its product class I alpha-mannosidase 1A. Lineage: Eukaryota; Fungi; Ascomycota; Eurotiomycetes; Eurotiales; Aspergillaceae. Gene Ontology annotation, molecular function: calcium ion binding; mannosyl-oligosaccharide 1,2-alpha-mannosidase activity. The transcript has 3 exons. The coding region runs from base 1 to 2739 and encodes 912 amino acids. The record is from RefSeq and is a predicted model, not a curated record. Gene Ontology annotation, cellular component: endoplasmic reticulum; Golgi membrane. Gene Ontology annotation, biological process: N-glycan processing; carbohydrate metabolic process.